This is a messenger RNA of Ramularia collo-cygni, 969 nucleotides long. RefSeq lists its product as uncharacterized. The record is from RefSeq and is a predicted model, not a curated record. The coding region runs from base 1 to 969 and encodes 322 amino acids. The transcript has a single exon. Lineage: Eukaryota; Fungi; Ascomycota; Dothideomycetes; Mycosphaerellales; Mycosphaerellaceae.
AUGAGCUGGCGUUCGUCUGUUCUUGGAUUGCGGACAGGGUUGCAUGAUGUUGUCAAAAGGAAUGCUUCUACUGCGGUGACUGGAGAUGUUCCGCCUCUCCAUACUCUCCGCGCCCUCCUCCGCGAAUGCACCUAUCUGCCGGAUCCGCAGGCUCGAACCUACCUCUCUCGACACAUCAUCAAGCGAUUUCGUGCCUAUCAGGUUGCUGAGAAGCCUGUGGAUCCAGUCCGUCUUCAAACCCAACAUCAAGCUGCUCAGUCCGCAUUGAACCAACUUCGACGCGCAAACGCUGGCGAAGAGCAGCCGCUGAUCAAGACGUUGCUGUUGACAUAUGGACGUGUUGGAAAACGGAGAUGGGAACUGAUGCGACCUUUACUGCCGGCGGAAGGGCAGGAUGGAAAGGGUGCCGGCAGAGCGAGGGCGGCGAGGAGUGGAGGUGAGGAUGAACAGAAGCCUCUUCCGUCUCUCACUCCUCAACUCCACACCCUCCUUCUCUCACACGCUCGUGCCGACCCACCCACCUUGACCCGGCGGAAUCCAACGAUGAAGAAUCUCACACCGGAUGUGCCAAAGUUAAAUUCUUGGAUGAGACCGAUGCCACAAUCGAGGGUCCGAAAUUUGACCAAGCGGUGGUAUCGAGGUGCUCUGGAGCGUGUGCUGCCUCCAUUACCAAAACAGGAAUGGGAGAGAUUGAGGAGCUUGGCCCAGGGAAAGGCCGUGGAAGAUAUGAUURUGCAGAGGAGAGGUGGGGUGCGGCAGGAUACAGAUGGUGCAGGCGUGUCAACUGCGCUUGAAGCGAUUGUUGCAGGCGGGAGAGUUCCCGCGCAGAGGGUAGAAAGAGACGUCCAUCGUAUCACUCCACGAUUCAUGCGGAAGAUGUGGGCAAAGGUGUUUGUUCAAUGUCCACUAAUGGAGUGGGAUGGGCAGAAGGAUAAGUGGGUCGUGAUCUGGGGAGAGCAUGCGCUGUGA